Neltuma alba is the source of this 1168-nucleotide messenger RNA. RefSeq lists its product as uncharacterized. The coding region runs from base 1 to 948 and encodes 315 amino acids. NCBI's taxonomy places the organism in Eukaryota, Viridiplantae, Streptophyta, Magnoliopsida, Fabales, Fabaceae. The record is from RefSeq and is a predicted model, not a curated record. The transcript has 4 exons.
AUGAAGGAGAGUUCAGAAGAAGAAUGGUCGGUGAUUGACUUGAAGGACGAGCAAUCAUUUAUGAACAAAGAGAACAUAAAUUCAAAGAUCAAAUCAAAGAAUAUUAAAGGAGCAUCCUCUGUUUUUGGCUUCGUUUCUGCUUACAAACCUGGAAAACAGAACAGAGAAGAGCAUAUUCGAAUCCCCUUCUUUGGGUAUGGAUUCAAGGAACGAACCAAUGAGUCCAAAGGGCAAACAGAGCUCGAUUCUUAUGGAGGAAAGUGGACCCCCGGAAACCAUGAAGGAAGCUCUGGUGCAGAAAAGCUGAAGAGGAAGCCAUUCAAAAGUCUGUUUCAGAAGGAACAGAGAGAUGGCCCUGAAGCAACAAAAAAGCAUCAAUGGGGUUUUGAUGGGUUCAAAAAAUGGAAGAAAAGUGAAUCAGAAGAUGAAGCACCUUCAUCUCAAGGUACCAUAAGAACCCUUGGGGAAGGACCAGACACCAAGCUAAUUAAGAAGAAAUUGCAUUCUGAUGGCGCCCCAUCUGAUUUUUUCAUUGAUAAGGUUUUGGGGGAGAGGAUAAAGAAAGAACUGUCAAGAAUCCAGACAGAACUGAGUACUACAAACCCAAGUCUUCAAUUUUCGAAUGAUCAAAUGGAAGAGAUUUCAACAAAACUUCCUGUGGAUAAGGCCGAGUUGAAAAACUACUUUCCAAAGUCUUGGUGUGAAAAAUACGGAGAUGUAGUGUUGGAAGUGGUGAAGAAAGAAUUCAAAGAGCAUGUUGGAGAAAUGGAAAACAUGCGAAGCAAUGCCAAAGAAAAGCACAGCACCAACACAAAGCGCUGGACAACCUUUGAUGAAGAUGGCGAAAACUUACACCCAAACCUUUUUGCUCAUCAUCAAGAUAAUAAUAAUAAUAACUCAUUCCGCAGCAGCAACAUCAAUCCAUUUUCUCAUGGGAAGUGGAACUGAAUGAUUGAGCAUGAAUAAACUUCCUCUGUGACCAUACCAUAUCUUCAUGGUUAGGCACACCAAGAGGACUUGUAACUAUCUAUAUUAUGUAGCUGGUCAAAAAAAAAAAAAAAACUACUUAUAUUAUGUAUCUAUAUUCUAUUGUAGAAACCAAAGAAGAACUUUGUUUCUUCCAAGUAAAGGAAUCCAAAUUCCUCUUGUCCUAUGGACGCAUUUAUUU